AUGUUUCUACGAGGGGAAAAUAAAAAUAUAUUUUUUGCAUUUUUUUCAUAUUUUAUGUCAAAAAAUGAGUUGGAUAUCAUCUUUGAGCAUUACGAUAUCGGAUUAAUUGUUCUCACCAAAAUUCACAACAUCAGAAAAAAAUAUGAAGAUGAAAAAAAUAGCGUGCAGGAGGACGACAAUAAUCUGGACAAAGAAGAUGAAGAGUCGUUUGAAAAAAAAGUCAGGGCCUUCUUCCUGAACUAUAACAUGGACCCUCCACAUGGCCAAAAUGAGAACACAGAAAAUGGGAACAAUAAUUGCCAUAAAAAGGGUGGAAUGGAUGUCAUAAAUGACCAAACGGAUGGGGAGAACUACAACAAAUCAGACGUUAGGGAGAGUAAUUCCUUUCCAUCCAUUGGAAAGACGGAGGGAACAAAACGCGAAGGAGAUAAUAACCAGUUUCAUAACAAGCUUCAUACUGUAGAGGAAGGAGCUCCUCAAAAAGUUGACCACAGGGAUAACCACAGCGUUGUGCAGGAUGACCCCCAAAACGCAGAUACUAAUCGAACUGCACAGACCAAUCCCCACGAAAUAACUUGCAACCAAGUUACAAACAAAAGUACGUUAAAAUCAGAAGGAACAACUGACCAUGAUGAAAUGUGUCGAAAAAAAUUAAAAUUAAAGGUGGAAGAAUGCCAUGGUGAAAACGAGGAAAGAGUAACUGAGCACCCGGAACAGGGAGAUAACAGCAGCACUAGCGGUCACAACACAUUGAGCUCAAAUGAGAAUCCUUCCCUUAAGCUGAAAAAUUUAAAUGGUCAGAUCCACAACCUGAGAGAAACAAAAAAAAGAAAUGCACAAGAAAUAGGAAAGCUUAUCAAAAUAGAGGCAAUUGGUGAAGAGAAUGGUAAGGGCCAAAUGAGGACAGGUUAUAUGUGCCAGAAUAUACACGUGCAGAAGCGCCUACAGAAGGAAAAACAAACACAAGGAUCUAAAAACGGAGAGAAGAGAAAGGAAAACAAAGGGGGGAAACAACAUAUGUCGGUAGAAGUGAAAAGGGAAAUUGUGCGAAAUGAAGCGAUCGUGGGUGGACGUAGCAAAUAUGGUGAGAUCCCAAACGGGGAGAAACCAAAUGACGCAAGCAAGCAUCACACGAACGAAACGAUAAAACCCAACAGAGAGACGAAUGACACAAUUUUCCCCGAACGAAAGAAAAACGAAACUUACAAAAAAUUCAGCAAAAGAAUCAACAGAAAAAAAAUAAACGAUUUUGUAGACUACUCAGACGAGCACUGCUUUUACAUCACGGAUCUGUGCAAAAAGGGAACCAUGCUAACGCUCAAGAUGAACCAAUUAACCAACCAACAUAGAUAUAAAUAUAAAUUUCCCUUUUACCCGAAAUUUACAAACCAGCUAAUCACCAACCAAUACGUCCCAUUUAGUAGGGAAGUACAACCUUUAAACAAGAUGCGUAUGAACCUUAAGUUAUUUAAGCACCUAAAUGGAAACCCUCUCACUACAGACACCCUCAAUCAAUUAGGUCAUCCACAGAAUAGUGCAGAAAAAAGAUCAUCCAAUUUAUGUGACCCAUUUAACGAAUACGACAUUUUACAAAGCUUCUACAAAGUAGACGAAAACCACAUAUCCAACCAUACAUACACCCUCGAUAAUGUCGAAAGUGUAGUUCAUAAUACGUGCAACUGUUGUUCCUUCAAGAAUUUACAAAAUGCUAUUUGCGACUUGAACGAGGUGGACAUACCAACUAGCGGGAGAAAUGCAGGCAACCAAGGAGGGACACGUGUUCUCAGCUUUAACAUCAUGAAAAGGGAUAACGAGAAAGGUGUUGUCGAAAAGGACGAAGGAUGCAGAGGGGACGCACCCGCCAAGGGAAGCCAUGACCAGCGUGCUGCAACCAAUGGAAGAAGCGAUUCAUGUAAAAAAUUAAGAAACGACCAGCACGAUUUCCAAAAUAAAAUCCAACAGCAAGUUGGGGGGAAUAACGCAAAAGCAACAGAACAGUUCAGCCCAAUGAACCAUUUAACCGACCUCCUAAAGCGCGAACCGACAUUAUCCACAACUGAUGGUCACCACAAAAUGUACAACGAGGGAGAUUGUAUUUCAUGCUCCAUUAAUCCCAAUGAUGUGGCAACCCCUAACCACAGGAAUGAGCAUUUCUUUAAUGUAAACACCCACUUGGAAGACAACAACCCAAGCAGUAACAGCUAUCCAAAUGGUACAUACUCAGCAUACCCACAAUACCCAGCGUACCCACAGUACUCACCUUUCCCUUACAACUCAAAUUUUCAAGGAAACCCCAUGAUAAGCAGUCACCUUAGUAAUAACCACGUGGAGAAUUAUUUCACCAACACAGAUGGCACAAAUUGUAGGAUUAUAAAUAUGAGUUUCAACCCAAAUGGAAGUAUCCCAACAAAUGUCCAGAACAACCCUGUGAUGAAAACCCCCCAUAAUAGUAUGUACCCCAUGAGUAGUAACAGUUAUAUCCUUAACAGAAGUAGCAUAAGUUUAUUCUCCGAUGGGAACAUCCUCACGGAUAAUCCCCUUCCAAAUUGUAAUGUAAAUCUGAACUGCUUCAAAAAUGACUUAUUCAAUGCAAGAAAAAGUUUCUCCCAUAAUAAUUAUUACCACCAUUUAAAUCCAUACUACAUUUUCAAGUAUAAUAAUCAUCCCGGCAUGACCAUGCACAAUUAUUACAACAAUGACUACGCCAGAAUGAACAACCGAAGUAGUAGUUACACUAACGGAAGGAUUGCCAACAGGGCCCUGCCCUUCGCAGAUAGGGAAUACAUAAACAUGCUUUCAAAAAAUUACACGAAAAGGAGUUUCCAUUAUAGGAAUAACUCCAACCAAGACAGAUCAUCGCGCAUAUGUAACCACAACUUCGCUCCUUCCAUGUGUAACCAGAACGACCAUUUAAACCACCAGACAAACAGCAGAAAUGGUCUGUUCCAUAUGAAUCAGUACAAUAGCAGUCACAUUGGAAGCACUCCCCAUGGAGACAAAAAGGAAGGUAACGCUCAUAAUCCAUCAGGAACAAACCGUAACCAACUACUGAGCGCAUCAUACAACGAUAACGUGAAUCCAUUUGGCGCAUCAAUACCUGGGGAGUGUUUCCACAACACCAGUCCAAUCAACUUACAGAACCAAUCUACCCUUCCUGCGAACAUUUUAAUGAACGUGCAAAGUGCACAUGGAGAACAAGUGAAAAAAAUGCAAUCACUCAUAACCGAUACGUCAAUUAGCCAGAUUUGCUCAUUUAAAGAUGGAAUACCAACGCUGGAUGGAGAGGCAAGCCUCCAAAACGUCGCCCUGCAUCAUCUUAGCGAUGAAUUACCCGUUGGAAAUGAGAACGGCGAUGCAACAGGAGAUUCCCCCAAAACAGUUAAACAUGAAAUAGAAGACACACACGAAGACGCAGAAAUAUCGAACCCAGAUCACCACGUCGAAGGUAAGCAUAUGAUUACGCAAGGAGAAAGCCCCAAUAAUAACGAGGAAGCGCAUCAGCAGGAAGGCCCAAAUUAUGCAUUAACAAAUACGUCUCACAGGGUAGAAAACAAAGAGUCAGGAAUUGCGGGGGAUAUAAUCAGUAUAGGGGAAGUCCGAGCAGAUUCCCCCCAAGACAAUAAAACAAUGAGAACGUAUAGCAACACGACAAACAUGGCAAAACAGGAGAAGGUGGAUUUGCACUGGAUGGCCUUGAGCGAAGUGAGUACACAGGGAGCCGAAUUAGAGGGCACGCCCAACCAGAUCUAUCACCUUGACAGUGAGCAGCAACAGAAACAGCAAUCGGAACAAGGGAACCUUCCCCACGUGGAGGACCCACACUUUUCGGCGAACGCGCAACACGAACAUCUCAACGGAAAGGAUAAUAUCCUUCCGUCCACAUUGAACCAGGGGGACAGCCCACAGUCGGAAGGUCCCAUUAUCCAGCUCAACACGCACGAGCAAAACGACGCAGGGAAUGAAAAGAAGGCACACAGAAGGAAUAGCGAAAUAAUUAUGUGCCCGCCCCCGUGCCAUGUGAAUUACCUCCCCCAUCCGAUAAAAAGCGAACCUAUUUUUCAUGUCCAAAAUGUGUAUAAUCAAGUGAGAGAAGAAAAUAAGGAUGCGUUAAAUUAUCAUGUUAGGAGAAAUAAUUACACAGAUCAUCUGAACAGGAUGGACGAGGUUCUCCUUGAAAGUAACGCAGAAAGUAUAAUUGCCCACACGAAUGAACAAAGAAGCGACACCAACUAUGCUCUAAACCAGGUGAAUUAUUUCCCCUUGCAAAAUGGGUACAAUAAUAAGGAAGAUAAAUACAGAACAGUUAAAGAGAUUAAUAAAGUGCUCGUUCAGAAUAGUGAAAAUUACGUCUUAACAAAGCAAGAAAUUUAUAGGAAUGCCACUCAUAACACUGCACACUUGCAACCACAUGGUAUGAAUGACUUUACACCUUCGAUGGAAAAUGGUGAACUGGUGCAAUGUAUGAUGGAGAGAAAUGUGAAUAUGGACAUCAUACGGGACGAGCUGAACAACAGUGCCGGUAGUACCUUCAACGGUAGCCUCGGCAAAGGCAUUCCCGUCAAUACGGUAAACAACAUGAACGUCUACACCAACAGCACCGUAGACAAAGGGAUAAGCAGAAGUGAAUUCCCAGCUGAAAAUUUAAACUACCAACAAAGCAACAACGUAUUUGCGAACAACUAUUUGGGGGAUUCCCAUUUUAACACGCCACAACAGUUGCAGUAUUACACACAGAAUCAUAUGAUGCCCACUAACUUUCCACAUCUGAAUGCUUAUUAUGUGCAAAAUAAAAUUCCUCCCUUAGAGAAUAAAGAUCAUUUUGAACCUAGCAACGUAGGACCAGUGCAGCAUACUCAACAGAAUAAUUACGACAGUAGGAUUAACACCAAUGUAGAAGAUCUAAGCACUGUCGAUCCAUGUCACAUGGUGGAAACGCAAAACUAUCUCCAUCAUACUUAUAUGCCCUACGAUUCUACCUACUACAAUGGAGAGAUUAACCAAAAUUCCUCCUUCUAUGGUGGCAAUGUAGAAAACAUGAACCCAUUUAACGAUGAUCACCUAAAUGUUUCAUACAACAACUGUUACUUAACCCGGUACAACACGAAUAAUCAUUACGACAACACAAAUGAAAGAAACAUGUAUGAGCAAGGCCUUCUUAACCAAUUUAAAAGUAUCCAUGGGGAAAACCACUUCCCCUUUUACAACCCAUUAAGUGCGUAUGCAGAGGGGACUGUAACCAAACAGAGGAACGACUUCAACCAGAACGAUGAAGCGAAAAUUGAUGAAGCAAAUAACAACGCUAGUGCAGCAAGCAGUAUCCGAAACGGAAACAACAUCACCAAUAGCAGCAACAACAGCAACAAUAAUGAAGGCGGCACGAUCAUCCAAACACACAGCUUCUUCAACCGUGAGACAAACAACCUAUAUAGCCAAGCCAACAUGGAAACCACACAAAAUCUGAACGAAAACAACCCAGCAUAUUCGCACCCCCCAGGAAGUGGCACCCUUAACAAAAUAAAUGAAAAAUAUCAGCCAUCAGAGAUAGACACAAGUAACAAUCUACAUGGCAACAUACAAAGCGACAUUACUAAAAACAGUUCCCUAUGCGAUUUCUUGCAGAGCGAAAAUAAUAAUCAGUACGAAAUGAUUGCCCGUUUAGCACCUAGACAAUCACCCAACUGUUACGUUAAUGCUACCAAUGCCACUGCUAAUGUGUUCAAUGUACAAACGACGGACCACAUAACAAAUGUCCUUUCCAACAACGUAGAACAGGUCAAAUGGGACCACUUCCUAGAUCACACCAAUCCUACCUACCAUGAUCCCACCGGGUACAAUUUUCAUCAAACAUGUAGUGGCCAAAAUGGUGUCCAAAGUAGAAUCCAUAUGCAAAAUAUACCACCUUAUAACAAUUUGGCUAGCUUAAAUGACACCCUCCAAAGCAGUCUCACCAACGGGAUGACCAACCAAAACAACAACAACAGUUGUUACAGAAAUGACGUGACCAACUACAACCAGUGUAGUACUUUUAAAAGAAUACCUGUAACCAAUUUGAGCUUAGCAAAAAUGCAAAAUGGAAAUAUAGAAAAAGAAAGCUUCCCCAGGGAUGCUCUCCCUUUUAGUAACGCCACGAAUGGCUACAGAAGUGAUGAUAAUAGAACGGAUAAACGGUUAAACCAGUUGUUCGGUGACCAAACGAGUGAAGAUACCCUUGCCAUCGUAAAACAGGAAAAUGAGUUUUCCACCGAUAGAGGUAGAAAUGGAGAUGAACUAAAUGACGCACAUCUGUGUGGCCCCCCCAACAGCGCAGGUACGUACGUUCCACAAAAUAACCACCUCCAACAGAUCAUAAGCCAUUUCAACCCAUACAAUAACAGCUACAAUGUUAUGCACCCCGUAAACUAUCACCCUAAUUUCAUCAAUGGAAAAAAUUACCAUCCUUAUUUUGCUCCUCACAAUUUUAACCUAAUCAACGGCCAUGAGGAAAACAAUGCCGCUCAUUCUAAGAACACAUUUUUGUGCAUAAACGAAGGACCCACGUCUGAACAAGCCAACAGUACCAUUACGUACGACGUGACUAACGAUAUGAACCCACCCGUAAACACUGCACAAAAAAGCAAUUACAACACUAACUGUUAUAAUCUACAUAAUGGGGUGGAAGUAAAAAAGGAAGUAUUCUCACACGAUUUAGAACACACCAAACAUUUGGAUAGCUUCCAAAAUGGGUACCAUCUAACAUUUGACCCAAAUGGGGAUAAAAGAAACAUCCCACUGAACAACAACCAAGACGUAAAUUCUCUCAACCUUCGUAUGCUAAACUCGUGUCAUAACAUAUGCAGUGCCACAACAAAUGACCUCCCAAAUUACAAACACCAACCGUGUAAUAAUAUAAACAACGUAAAUGCGUUCGGCAACAAUUUUAUGAAUGCCUUCAGGUUAGAUAAGACGUGCAAACUUAGAGACAAUCAACACGGCAUGCCAAAUUUGACAAAGCAGAAAGGGAAAACUGGAACACUGUCAAAUUAUCCACUCAACGGAGGGAACAACGACAUAGAGGGGAAUAACCCAACUGACGCAACAUGUAUGAACGAUGUGAACAAAUUCAUCACGCCGAAUGAGGAGAGGACGGAAUAUGUAAAUUCCCUUCUGCCCUUCACAAAUAGGAGUAACAACCCAAACGGCAUCGACAAGUUAAGCUCCUUUUUUGGUAACACCAUUGCCAGUGGGAACUGCCUGAAUAAUCAGAACCGCUUUUUGCAGCAGCAAAGUACCUUGUGCAACAUUUUAGGAAAUGGAGGAAGUCAACAAAUGCUCUGCGGAGAAUUUGUUAAUCACCAUCCGAUGAGCCUCAAUUGCCUGAGCAGUAAUAAUUAUAAUACCUACAUGUAUUUGUUCUAUUUAUAUAAACAAAUGGAGAACAGAAAUUACAGCAACAGUAUAAGUGUAGCAGGUGGCACGAACGGUGGAUGCGAGAAGCACGCUAAUGAGGGACCCCGAAACAGUCAGAAAAUACACACCCAACAAAAUACUAACCAGGACAGCAUAAACCAUUACAGAGAAACAGAAAACUCUGUUAACAACAACCCCUUGUAUGUAGGCUCAGACAGAAAUGUGAGCAACGAAAUAAACAGGUACAUCGAAAAUUAUCAAAACCAACUAAACUGCAUUAACAGCACUAAGGAUAACUUGCUCAAUUGUAAUGUCUAUAACGUAGGUGUUCUUUAUAAAAAUGAUCCACAAAUUUAUUCACCAAAUUACCCUUUACAUUUCUCAAACUCCAACACGCUAAGUAGCACCCCCCAAAGUAGUAACCCCUUAGGUAGCAAUCCGCUUUGCCUAAAUGUAUUAAACAGUGCUCACCCGUCCCAGCAUAGUAAUUAUAGUACGCACCAUUUGACUGAACAGAAUAAGCUCCUAUUAAAUGACAACAGUAAAAACCACGUAGGUAGCAACAUUAACUACCCUUCUAACCAAUGGAACAACAUCCUCCACAGAGACGGUAGAACCCAAAAUGGUGACAUCCCCCUCCACAUUCCGCUGAUAAAUUAUUACAAUCUGCAGUUGCUACUCAGCUACCUGAGGGAAAGACAGAUCUACAAUUCGAUGAACCAAGACGCUACGCAGGCUACCUUUCAUAUGAGCGGAAAAAAGGACCAUGGCGAUAAUGUGACUGCCAGAAUGAACAGCAUCGCGAACAACAACUGGAACGACUAUAACAGUAAGAACAGAGGUUAUGGCAAAAGCACCCUCAAGGACGAUUUUAUGGAUGCUGAGAAGGAUUGUGGAAAAACGAAUGCCAAAGGGGGAAUCGUCAAAAAAAUGAGGAAGCACGGCUAUUCUAUAUCCUCCGUAGGGUUCAGUAACAGAAGCAAGAGGUGGACCAUUUGCCCCUCUUACAUCUGCUGCAACAGCGCCCUCUGCAGAUUCAAGCUCACGUGCAAUUUCAAGUUUUUGCAAUUCAACCAGAAUUACAAUACGUUUAACACUCCAUGUGCUGUAUUCAACUGCUACAAAAAUAUUAUGAACAAACAUAAUUACUUUACCUCCACGUUGUGUCCACAACAAACUUACCUAUCCAAGCAUUCAGCACAGGAGCAUGAAACGAUUUUCAACGUGUACUGGCACCUGCUCAACAAGGAAAAGUAUCAGUACAUACAAAAUAUUAUCCUCUUCCUGGAUAGCAAUUUAUACACGAGAGCCGUGUGGUUACUAAAAAAGGGUUACAGUAUGGACGACUUCCAAGUCCAGAAGGCGGAAAGAAAAUUGAUAAAGUUGAUGCUGCUAGUUUUCAAAUUUACCCAUGACUACAAAAAUGACACUGAUAAAUAUGAGCAUAUAAAGUCCUUCCUCUAUUCCCUCAAAAGCAGCCAUAUCAAUUUUGAGCUCAUGAAUCGCUUCCUCUUCUACUGA
Plasmodium coatneyi is the source of this 8907-nucleotide messenger RNA. RefSeq lists its product as uncharacterized. Bases 1 to 8907 code for a protein of 2968 amino acids. The record is from RefSeq and is a predicted model, not a curated record. The transcript is spliced from 3 exons. Lineage: Eukaryota; Apicomplexa; Aconoidasida; Haemosporida; Plasmodiidae.